Messenger RNA from Fukomys damarensis (Damara mole-rat), 1065 nucleotides. Its product is annotated as olfactory receptor 7G2. NCBI's taxonomy places the organism in Eukaryota, Metazoa, Chordata, Mammalia, Rodentia, Bathyergidae. Gene Ontology annotation, cellular component: membrane. Gene Ontology annotation, molecular function: G protein-coupled receptor activity; olfactory receptor activity. The transcript has a single exon. Gene Ontology annotation, biological process: G protein-coupled receptor signaling pathway. The record is from RefSeq and is a predicted model, not a curated record. The coding region runs from base 13 to 1065 and encodes 350 amino acids.
UCCAUUAGAUCCAUGGAGAAUAUGCAACCCCAAAAUCAAACCGCUUUCUCCGAAUUCCUACUUUUGGGACUGACAGAUGAUCCAGAGCUUCAGCCCCUCAUCUUCAGUGUUUUCCUGUCCAUUUACCUGGUCACCAUCCUGGGAAACCUGCUCAUCAUCCUGGCUGUCAGUUCUGACUCCCAACUCCACACCCCCAUGUACUUUUUACUGUCCAGCCUGUCCUUCACUGACAUCUGCAUAAGCACUACCACCAUUCCAAAGAUGCUGGUUAACAUCCAAACACAGACUAAGAGUAUCUCUUACAAAGGCUGCUUCACACAGGUUAGUUUUUUCUUAAUUUUUGCAUACUUGGAAAAUUUUCUCCUUGCAGUGAUGGCCUAUGACCGCUAUGUGGCCAUUUGUCAUCCACUGAGAUACACAGUCAUUAUGAGUCCCCGCCUCUGUGUCCUGCUAGUUUUUAUCUCUUUGUUGGUUAGCACUGGGGAUGCCCAGAUCCACAGUCUGAUGGCACUGCGGCUGUCCUUUUGCACAGAACAGGAAAUUCCUCACUUCUUCUGCGAACUUGCUCAGGUCAUCAAGAUUGCCUGUUCUGAUACUGUCAUUGAUAACAUCCUUAUCUAUGUUUCAUUCUGCAUAGUUGGUGCUAUUUGUCUUGGUGGAAUCAUUUUCUCUUAUAUCCACAUCAUGUCCUCUGUUUUAGGAAUGCCAUCACAGGGAGUAAAAUAUAAAGCCUUUUCUACCUGUGGGUCUCACCUGUCUGUUGUGUCCUUGUUCUAUGGGACAGGAUGUGCGGUGUACUUCAGUGCUGCAAUUAGUGAUUCAAUCAGGAAGACUGCAGUGGCUUCAGUGAUGUAUUCUGUAGUUCCUCAAAUGCUGAACCCCUUUAUCUACAGCCUGAGGAACAGAGAAAUGAAGGAAGCACUGAGAAAACUCAUUGGCAGAAUACUCUCUUUUCUGUGUUGUUUCAUUGGCUUUGGACCUACAGGACGAAAGGAAUUCAAAGUGACUGAAUACUUCAUGAAAGAAAAUUCCUGGCUCUGCCACUGCCACAGUCCAAAAUUAUGA